AAGUAGUGUAACAAUUUUCAAUUGUUUCUAUGCUCUUCUAGAAUUACUGCCGGUCCCAAACCCGGGUAAAGGAAAGAGGUUGGGCAUGGGGUCGGUAACUUUAUCCUGUAAAAGAAACUUGCUGCUAAGAGAUGCACGUCAACCAGAUUAAACAAAUUAAAUAAAUGAAAACUGUACAAAAACACAAUUAUUCAUUAACGCCGAAACAUGAUUUGUGUCAAGAAAGUUUCUUUGGGAAAAAUAUCACUGAUCCAUAUCGUUGGUUAGAACAACAUUACUCUCAUAGAACUCAUCAAUUUAUUUCAUAUCAAAUGAAACAAACACAACAGUUUUUAUCAUGUUGUCCAUAUCAGGAAGAUUUCAGAAAUUAUUUACAGUCAUUAUGUAAUUUUGAUUGGUACAGCUAUUCAUUAAUUCGUGGUGCUAACUACUUUUAUUGCUUUAAACCGUUACAUUUGAAAACGAUUGUAUUAGAGGUUAUACAAUAUAGAAUGAAAUGUCCACAGGUUAUAUUAGAUCCAACAUGUAUUGGAUUAGAACAAUUAGAAAGGAUUAUGGCAUUCAAUAUAUCAGAUUGUGGUACAUAUUUAUGUUAUGAAAUAUGGAAUCAUCAUAAUGAUCAAUAUAAAUUGUAUUUUAAGAAUUUAAAAAUGGAUAUUCAAUUAUCGGAUUGUAUUAAAUUACCGAAUAAAAGCUCUAUGACAUGGUCAAAAGAUAAUAAAGGUUUAUAUUAUAUUCAUUGUAUUCCAUUACAUUCAAUGGAAGAUCAAAUGAAUAAUUUAAUAGAAAAUUAUAUUGUCUCUAUAAAUUAUCAUAAAUUAGGUGAAAUGAAUCAAACUAAUGAUCUGGUUGUAUGGAGUUGUGAAAUGCCUGAAAAAAAUUUAAUGUUCUGUGAAUUAGAUGAAACUGGACGUUAUAUUUUAGUGACUUUAUUGAAUGAUCAAGGUUCACAGAAUAAAUUAAUCUUUGGUUAUGUUAAUCAUGAACGAGUGAAAAUCAAAGGUCGAUUGAAAAUGCUUCCAAUUGUGGAUGAAUUCGAUGCCAAAUACAAAUUUAUUGGUAGUACUUCAACCGAAUUUUAUAUUAUGACUAAUUUAAGUGCACCAUUUAAUAAAAUUAUUAAAGUUAACAUAAAAGAUCCUGAUUGGUCAAAUUGGGAAGAUUUAAUACCACAUAAUCCAUUAAGAAAAUUAGAAUAUGCUACAUGUAUCGAUCGAAAGUAUUUGGCUUUAAGUUGUAUAGAAAAUGUCAGAAGUAUCAUUGCAAUUUAUGAUUGGUAUACUGGAAAAUAUUUAAAAACUAUUUUAACACCAAUCGGCCGAAUCUAUUCACUUACUGGUCAUUAUACUAGUAGUCAAAUCUUUAUACAUUUUGCUACCUUUCAUGAACCAUGUACAAUAAUGUAUUGUGAUUUAGCAAAAGAUAAUUGGGAAUUAAAGUUAUUCCGUAAAUCUCAACCAAUGGAGUUAAACGAUAAAGAAUAUGAUAUUAAGCAAGUAUUUUAUCAAAGUAAAGAUUCAACAACAAUUCCAAUGUUUAUAUUUCAUCGAAAAGUAAGUGAAUAUAUAUGCGAAGUAUUAUGAAGCCAACUAUCCACACAUAUAUCUAUCUAUCUAUUCUAACAUUCAAAAGUUCAAAGGGCUGAACCUAUUCCGUAGGCACAUGUUGUGUUAGGAGGUAAGUGGUUAUAGCGAAAUAUGAGAUGAGUAAUCGAGAGCACUGAAGAACAUGAGAUGUAGGCUAAAGAUACGGUAAAAUAAAACAAAAUUCUCGUGCAUUCAUUGAUCAAAUGUAAUUCAUAACUCUAGUUGGUGUUGUGUUAAGUACAUAAAGGGAUUGUAAGGCCUAUCGAUAAAGUGUGGUAGUUGAAUGACGAUAGGCUACCGUAAGGUUUGAAUAAGCCAUGGUAUACUAUGCCUAUAAUUGAACAAUGGACAUAUCGAACUUCACUAAAGAUGUGCCCCAAUUGUUCCGUGUAUUCCUAAUACUCAUUUUAAUGGAUAAUAAGUGAACUUAAACCUAUCGCCACACGUCAUUGUUAUGCUAACCUCGGAGAUAAACUUUAGGAAGUUUACAAUCUUUUGUUAAAAAAAUAGACUUAUCGUAAUAUUGAUUUUUGUGGUUUACAUCAUAACCUGACUCUAGUUAAACAUACUUGGAAACUCUAUAAGCAUUGGACAGCUUUUACAUCUUAGUAUAGGAUUUCUUAGAAGUGCAUCUCAGCAAUUUAAUCACUACGACUCAAACCAAAGAUGUUCGGAUCUCACGGUGAGAGAUCACUAUUGAGACUGCUGAAUUUGUGUUCAGUGGUUUACAUUACUAACUUCAUUCAAUUCAUCCUACUAUGCAAUUAUAUUUUAAUUUCAUUGAUGAGUAGCUGUUUCAUAACUGACCUGAUUGAAUUACAUUGGUCACAUUUCUAUAGAUUUCCAGGAACUGCGGCUGAAACUUAAUUACAUUUUUGUAUAGGCUAAUGUCCCAUACUAGGACACAAAGUAAGUGAUGUUUUAUGUAACCAGCCAUCAUAAUUAUAAGUGAUUUCUGUCAGUCCCACCAUUUGAUAAGAUCCUAUUCUUGUCUUCAACUAGAAUAACGGGAAAAUAAUAUAUUUCAUCCUGCAUUUACAAUCAGUACACUAGGUACACGAUCCAUACACUGGACUGGACGAUUAGAUCAAAUGAACCAAACACUAAACUGAACUAAACUAUGGCAAUAGAUUGUGAUACUCGAUCGUAUCACACACUCAAUCCACUUAUUUGAUCGAUUCCAUUUUCCGAUCCAUAAUCAUGAAAUGUCUUAUCGGCGAGACUAUAGCUUAUAAACGAACCAAUCAGCUAUAAGAUAAGGAGCCACACAUUUUGGCGCGAAAUUCAUUCAUACAUUUGAUGAAAUAGAGUUUUGGCAUUAUAGCUGAUGUCAAUUCGUGAAGAAAACCCUAAAUCUAAUUCCUAACCUUUAACCAUCAACUGCAAAUGAGAAUUCUAACUGUUUUAUAACCCUCGUUUAGUUCUAAUCUGUAGGUGUCCAUACUCAAGGUCACUUCAAUGUCGAUCAAAGGUCAUCCAUAAAUUAUGGUCUCAUUGUCUUAUCCUUACUUACUGACCAAUGUAGGCUUCCUUAGAUCUGAUAUAUCAACUCACAUAUCUAUUGUAAUGUUCUACAGUUGGUAGAUUUCUGUCUAGCUGAAAAGGUGUAUUGUAUCUUGGGGAACAGAGGGAAAUGUAUUGAGAAGCAGAAGAAUAGGAGAAUAAUCGCACAUGACGCACAUACGUUCAGUAAUAAAAGUAAAUAAAAACUCUUGUUAGUGCUGUAAUAAAUGGGUAAAUUAUGAGUAAUAUCUACAUUUAAUCUAAGAAUUGCAAUAGUAGUUGAAUAAAGACAGGCUACUCUAAGGUCGGAACCAUGGACCUGUAGUGACCUACUUUUACCAAUAGGACGCGAUUGGUUUAAUGGAAACAAUUAUUAUUAUAACCAAUUGUACCAUCGAUUCUUUUACUGUACUUGUUUGUUUAGCUGUACUAAAGACAUUCUUUCUUCCGUUGAUUGUGAGUUCGGUUACGCUCAGUAACCACACUUGUAACUUGGCACGAUCUCGGUAUUACUUCAAUACCACGAGAUCGCCAACAAAUACAUCUCGACUACAGCCAUCGAAUGCCUUCUGAUAUUUGACUUAAGGAGGAUCUUAUCGGUUAACUGACACGUAGUCUUCCUGUAGUGGUGAUCAUAGUCAACCGCGACUCGACGCCACACUACAGACCUAUCGUACUACAGUUUAGAUAUUCACAAUUGUUUUUUAUUCAGUUUCAAUAUUAUUCAAAUGUGCUACAGGAUGACAUAUAUUCGAAACUUCCUACAGUUUCCUUCUUAAUAAACAUCUUGUUUAUAUAUUUUAAUCACUAUGACAUCCGGUUUCAGGUUUCUUUUUAAUCGUCACCAAAAAUGUUAAUGAACUAAGUUGGAUUUCUGUUGUUUAUAAUUUUGUCUUCAUUGACUUCAUGACAUAUACAUCAACUAAUUUUUGAGGUACAAGGUGAGUUGUCACUUCUCAGAUGCACAAAUUGGAAUGAUACUUCUUGUGAGAUCUGACAAGGAAAAUAUGUUAGAAAUGAUUGAGGUGAUUUGUGAGCAUGAUACCAAAGCUUGAGUAUCAACUACUUUAAGGUGAUCGUAAAUGUCUAUUUUGUGAACAUUUCUUAAUGUAGUAGUUUCGUACAUUUUAGACUGUGCUCCCGACGACGGAAAUCCAAGGGUCAAGGUAAUUUGUGCUUUAUUUCGAUCCAACCUUUUCUGACUCUCUAAAUCAGUUGUACGAAGACAGAGUCGUCCUACAUGCUGCCUAUCUCAAGGAAAUACCUUAUUCUGAUCACACCAUCAUUUGUAAUCAGUAGUAUAUAUUUGUUUUCGGACCUUAUUAAACCCUUUUUAGUUUUAGAACUCUCCAAGUUAUUUAACAUCCAUUAUAGUAACACUAUAAGAAAGUGUGUUCCAGGCAGUACACCUAAGUGAGAUCAUCCUGAUAUUUAAGCUUGAUUAUCGCGUCAAGAUAUCGAAAACUACCACAUCCAAUGCUACCGGUAAAAUUGUCAGUGUUGAUGUACACCGAAGAAUCAUCUUAUAAUUUACAUUAUGAACUGACUUUGGUUAAACAAACAUCGAAACUAUGAAAGGUUUGCGCAUUUGCUUUAUUCUGGUGUAUAACCCCUUAAUAAUGUAAAUCUAUAUCUCAAUUAGGUGUAGAACCUAUGGUCUUCAAAGUUGUGAAUGGAGCAGUCAACUUAGUGAAAUGUGCAAGUUAGAUACCUUAUAAUAAUGACAUUUGAUGUUAAUCGUGAAGUAUUGGGAACCGGCUGGAGUCCAGAAUGUUUUAAAGGUCGUGGCUAACUCUGAAAUGAUCGAAUAUUGAUAGUAUUUAAGUACAUAUCCUACUUCGUCAAUAAAUCUUGUUAAUGAAAACGUAGAUAGAAAUAGUUGAAUACGAAUGUAUUCGAUGAACAUAUGUUUCAAACAUUCGGUAAUAAAGGUGAACGGUAAGAGAUGAAAAGUAAUACACAUAAACCUGAGCAACAAAAGUAAUCAAGGUAAUGUUAUCAAACGUGUUACUAUAUUGUCGGUUGCUAUGUUAAACCCACACAGCAACUGACAUUACCUUACCUAAUGUUUAUAGUCAGACAAGCCAGAGACAUAGUAGAUAAAUAAAGUAAAUGAUAAACAAACAUAGCACACAUAAGCUCAUGUAAAAAUACAAUCAAGCUAUUCAAGUGAGUAAAUAACAAUGUCAAAUAUAAAACUCAACAAGCUUAAAUUAGUUUGUCUAUCGAAGAAUUAGGUGUAUAAUAAUUGCCAAGCUGCUACAAUCUAUAUUCAUAUAUACGACACUGACAAUCAUGUAUGUUCACUGCCAAUGAGGAGUCCCAUACUAGGAUGAGACGGCCGUCCAGGGAUUCCAGGUUUUCCAUGGAGGUCUAGUUAUAAUCAACUCAUGAAUUCAUCUAUUCAAUGUGAAACAGUUUAAACUUGAUUUUUGUUGAGGACAUUCUAAUUAUCUGCUUGAAUGUUGUUUCACUAUGUUUUUUUUGUUGUUGUUGAGAAUAUCACUUUGAAUGGUCGAAAUCCAUGUAAACUAAGCACAUUCGGUGGAUUUGGCUACAUAAAUCAACCAUAUUAUUCAGCAAGUGAAUUGUUAUUUGUUGAAAAAUUCAAUGGAAUAUAUGCACUGGCCAAUAUACGUGGAGGAGGUGAAUUCGGUGAAGAAUGGCACAAGAGCGGAAGUGAUGUUUAUAAAUCUACAGCAAUCGAUGAUCUACUGGCAGCUGCUGAAUAUUUAAUUCAACAAAAAUAUACUAAUCCUGAUAAUCUUAUAUUACAAGGCAAUGAAAAUGGUGGUCUUCUUGCAGCUUCCUGUGCAAAUAAAAAGCCAAAUUUAUUCAAAGCAAUUAUUUUAGACAAUCCGUUAACUGAUAUGUUACGUUAUUAUAAAUAUUCAUCCACUGGUAGAUGGAUGAGUGAAUAUGGGAAUUUAUAUUAUGAAAAUGUAUUUAAUGAAUUAUUUAGUUAUUCACCAGUUCAUAAUGUGCCAAAUUUAUCCAUGACCAAAUCGUAUUAUCCUUCAGUGCUUAUUUUAUCUGAUCUACAAACUGCCAAUGUAGAAUAUAUUCAUUCAUUAAAAUUAUUAGCUACAUUACAAAAUGAAUUACAUAAUAAUGGUUGUACAUUUGAACAAACAAAUAUUACACUUGGAUGGUUUAAAACGGAAGGUCAACAUAAGAUUGAUAAAGUUACAAGCAUCUGUUCAUUUAUACAAAUGAUUCUAUCAAUUGAUUGGCGUAAAAAACAUUCCUAAUCAGCUUAAUUCGCCCGGAAAGAUAGUAGUUAACUUAAAAUAAACACAUUACUAUUUUAUUUAAACUAGAUAGUUCAUUAUUCAAUGUAAAAAUGUAUUAACAAUGCAAUAUACUACGAGUUUAUUGUAAAGCUUCAUUUCAUUUCAUUAUAAUUUACCUUCUUAUUAUACUUAAAAUAAGUGAAUAAUUAUCUCA
This is a messenger RNA of Schistosoma haematobium, 6536 nucleotides long. RefSeq names its product Actin- protein 3, variant 2. Gene Ontology annotation, biological process: proteolysis; intracellular signal transduction. The transcript has 17 exons. Gene Ontology annotation, molecular function: oligopeptidase activity; protein binding; serine-type endopeptidase activity. The record is from RefSeq and is a predicted model, not a curated record. Gene Ontology annotation, cellular component: cytosol. Bases 165 to 1583 code for a protein of 472 amino acids. NCBI's taxonomy places the organism in Eukaryota, Metazoa, Platyhelminthes, Trematoda, Strigeidida, Schistosomatidae.